Molecule: messenger RNA, 8821 nt
Organism: Colletotrichum destructivum
Lineage: Eukaryota; Fungi; Ascomycota; Sordariomycetes; Glomerellales; Glomerellaceae
Product: Putative ubiquitin specific protease, papain-like cysteine peptidase superfamily
Exons: 11
Coding region: 505-8160 (2551 amino acids)
Biological process (GO): protein deubiquitination
Cellular component (GO): cytosol; nucleus
Molecular function (GO): cysteine-type deubiquitinase activity
Source: RefSeq, a predicted model, not a curated record
CCUCCCUCCUCUCCCCCUCCAAACUACAGCUCCCAGCUCUGGUGGAGUUCACGUCUGCGCCCGCACUGCACCGCGUCUUCUGCCAGCACCGAAAAAGACCGACGUGCAACCCCUGCUUCCCCCAAAAAAGCCCACCUUCAACACGACACGCCUUUCCUCUAGGCUCUGCCUUGUUGGACCUCAGCCUGCACGUUGCUAUCGUCACCCUUACCUCGACAUCUUAGCGCGCCGACCUCUUCAUACUUUUUUUCUACCCUCCCUUCUUCUUCAAGGGACCAAGCUGCUGUGAAGCCUUGUCGCCCAUUUUUACCCACUCCAGGGGAGAAAAACUAUCAUCACUGUCCGCACGUACUUCAUCAUCGACUCCGAUCAUCACUACAAGCAACGAGAGAGAAAAAACCCACAUGCUAAUUUUAGCCAGCUGCUGCCGAGUCGUCUCUCGCGCCCGAGUGACGUCUCUGGAGCUCCAGGACCCGCGCUGCAACACCUCACUGCACCAGCCAGAUGGACCAGCCCACAGGAUCCUCGGAAGCAGAACGCGCGGUCUCCUCAGAGCCUAGCUCAACGAGACCGAAUCCUUUUACUGAAGGCGACGAUUCUUCUAGGAAACGACGCCGAACCUCAAUGUCUGGCGGCUCCCGGAGCCUCUCAGUCGAGACCACCAAGUCGGACAUCGGCAUUUCAAGCUCCCCCAACGCACACCACACCGACGACGCGAUCACGCAAGAUUCUGCCAUGAAGAUAGAUACUGGCCCUUCCACCCCGCAGACGCCAGAGCCGCAGUCGAAUGCACGAGAGCCCCCAACAGAACCUUCCUCGAGCCGGGUCACGAUAAACCUGCGCAACACCGCCCAGCCUGGCCCUCUGUCCCCGUCUCCCGUCUCCCCGACGCCGCAGACGUUGCCAGACCGGCCGACCAAGCCUUCGGAUGGUGUCAAGAAUAGCGUAGAAGACUUGGACGAAGUCGAUAUGGCGCAAGCUCCUAUCGAGAUCACAGAUACCCCGCCUUCUUCUUCAUCGAGCCCAAAGAGCCCCGAGGUAGAAGUUGUUGUCGUACCCGACGACCAGGAUGGCCCAUUCGACGACGACGAGGUCAGCAUCAUCCGUGAGGAUGCUGCAUCCUUCGACCCAACCUCCGAAUUUCCAUACCACGACGUCCACGAGUCGUUGUCGGAGACGGUUGCGAAGCUGAUCAACUAUCUGUCUUCUCAAGCGCCACCAGAGGAGGCUGUGCUGGACUCUUUGCGUUCUUGGACGAUACAGUACACCAAGUACGUCAGUAUCGUCGGGAUGAGGGUUGCACAUGAGUCUCAAAUGGCUUACCACACAUUCUGGCACAUGUUCCCAGAAGUGGCUUGGGUACUGUCCAACAAAAAACAACCGUUCUCGCCGGAAAGCCGGCAUAUUGUCGCCGACUUCUUCAUCGCCUACUCCAGAAUGGCUGCUUACUUCGUCGAAUCCGAUUUCUUGACCGCUCAAGCGUUCCAAGCAUCCCUUGACGACGAGCGUCGACAACCCGAGUUUCUUCUCUCUCGGUUCUUGCAACCACUGACGUCCUUCGCCAGAAGAGAACACAACCGGAUUCAGAAUGGCCAAUUGCACGACGAGGAGAUGCUUGGUACGGAGAUGGUCAACGCUUUCCAAGUGGGCAUUGGCAGCAUUAAAGGCUUGAUCAAACUCGCCCAGAUGCACUUGAGUAACGCUUCGAGGUACCAACAUCUGAUGGACGUACUUUCACCGAUAUGCAAUGUCGCGGCCCUCAUCAUUCAGAAGGCCAUUCAAAGUGUCCACCAUGAUGCUUCCCCUCAGAGCGUGGAAACAGCGAAAGUACGUUUGGCAGAUGGUCAUAUAUUAUACAACCUGGUCUCCGCUGCACUACACAAGACGAUCGAGAACAAGGUUACGCAACUCUCGAACGAAACGGCCCAGAGUCUGGUCACCUCCCUCUCGGAAAUCCUUAAAACCUCUUUAGGCGGUGACCACAGGCUGGCUACAGAACGGCUCAAAGCACAUCAUCAAGCACAUCCCGAUCUGCCCCAACGUUUUACGCCAGAGGCCAUCUCGUCGGAAUGGCGGUUGGGCGUGUUCGGAAAGCUGAUUACGUCAAGCCAGAUGCAACUGCGUGUCAUGGCAGCCUCCACGAUGUGCCAAGAUUUGGUCACUUGCUGGAAAAGGUACAAUGACAACGAGGACGAAGAUUGCAGGCUAUUUUUGAACUACGUGGCCGAAUACCUUCUCGGGACCAAGCUGGUCGACUACGUGUUGGGUCCGACUUGCCAUCCCGAAAUUACCGUCGAGAGUGGCAACAUCGUGGGCUUCUUGGUGGUCACACGCUUCUACCGCAGCGAGCAAACAGACUUGCUCUGGCAGACAAUCACGACUACCCAAGAUCCACGUGUGUCGGAAGCCUUGAUUCGCAUGACGACGGGCAUCGUCAAUCUGUUCUACAAAGAGGAACUGCUUUACUUGUGCGAAAAAUUACAAACCUUAGCGAUCGACAACUUCUCCCCACCCGUGAGAGGCCUUUGCGAGAGCAGUCUCAGAGCGCUUCAGACUAAGGUUCAGCUCGCAGGAGAGACUCAGAGCGUCUUGCCAUUGAGCAUCUGUAUCCGACUUCUGCGGGAGUCUUCGAUAUACGUCUCGGACUCGGUUGUUGCUCACCCCGACGUACAUCACUUCGCCUUGAACAAGCUAAGAGAGUUCAUGAGGGGUGGCAUUGAGCCCCAGGUCCGCGGAGAGAUCUAUCUUGACUGCAUCAAGGACAUAGCCUCAAAAACGCCCACGACGCUGGGGACCCUGUCGUGUCUGUCGGUGGCCUUGCGACCUGCCGUGGCCUCAGAGCUGCGCGUGUUGACAACGGAUCACAACCUGAGCUUGUUACUAGUGGAUGAGCUUGAGCAUGCGAUCGAUCAAGGGAAUCAAACCGGCAUCCGGAAGAUUCUUGGCGGAGAUGUCAACUACCCUCGCAGAGACCUCAUUGCCAACAUCCUAGCCUAUGAGCCGUCCACUAUCACAUCGGACCUCGGACCACGCUUGUGGGACAUGCUUGUUGGCCAUGGUGCCGCCUGUCAGGACGAUCGGGACGAUGGUUGGAAAAUCCUCAACGCUACCCCCAAGACGAUCCAUGGCAACCCCUUUCUUUCGGUCUGCUUCAGCGAGUACCUGCCCAGUCUUCCUCGUGACUGCCUCUGCGGAGGUGCUUUGGAGUUUGUUAGGAACGCGGUCCUACCUCGCGUGAACGAUAUCAACGACAUCAUCUUGGAUGACGGUGAAAGCCUUGCGCAAAGUGGAGUCGAACAACUCUGGCGCAUGAUUCUUGAUGCUGAAGAUGCUGCGAUGACAGACAAGGAUAUACCACUUGUGGAUGCCGCAAUCCAGACGCUUGUGGGCGACAUCUACGUCGAUAGUGAGUCAAUCUUGGCGUAUCCACACCACCGAGCUUGCCAGGUUCACUUGGGACUCGUUUCUCGCUGCUUGAAGCAAAUGGAAGACGCUGCAAAGCGGCUGGAGGCUUUUAACGACAGAUCCUGGAGCGGUGACGACGAGCCCAUGAUUAUUGUGGCAACCGAAACGCAAACGCUGGAACAGGAGCGUAUUUUUACGCGGUCGCUUGCAGUCCUCCGACAUUUUCUAAAGGCUCACCAGGCCAAGGCUCACUUUUCUGCCCCCGACCUCCGUGCUCUGACACCUGGCUCGCCAGGUAUAGCUGAAGGCGAGUCUGCUGAGCUUAAGUUCCAGUCUUUCGAUGGCAACACGCAGACGGACAUCAUGCCCCUCCAGGUUGGCAGACGAAACACUGCUGCCUCACUUUUGGCGAGCAUUCGUGAAGCAACUGGCUUCGACAACUACCGGAUCUACUACCGCGGCCAGCCCUUCGCCCCCAACGAGGUUGAUGUCUGCCGCUCUCUCGAAGAACUGAAGAUCCAUGAUGGCCUGUUUUUGGUCAAACGGGAGCACACUGGCACAGCCAUGGCAUCUAGGAUCAAGCCAGGCGCCUCCCUCUUGGAGAUUGAGAUUUUGGGACACUUUGAGCAACUGUGGAACUAUUUGAGUAUGCAAGAUAUCAUUGCCGCAGAAAUCCAUUCUUUUCUCAUUAAGUUACCCGCCGAUGUCCACAUGCUAGCUGCCUUCGACUCGCCAACAACCUCGUACCAGCAGAUCUUCCCUUCUGGGCAGCCCUUCAAGUCGCUGUACGCCCUGUACGCCAUGACGGAGUAUAUCGGCACAGCCGGACGUCGGCUGAAGGAGUCGGAGUCGACAAUCUCUGAUUCAGGUGACGCCAAGGUGGAGUCAUACCUCGAUGCGCUGGCUCGGGUGAGGGCCUUGGUUGUGGCGGCGAUCUCCGACCGCGAGGUUCUUGAGGGGUGUGCCUCGGAAGCCCUGAGAAACCGCCUGAGUUUCAACUUGAUGAACGUUUAUGGCCUGACUUUCAGAGAUCCUGGUCUCGACGGUAUCGACAUUCUGCCCGGCUUCUCAGCCAUAGCACCUGCAGAUCGCCUUGUUGAAAUCCUCUUGGCGGCGAUCUCGGUGCAAGAUCACACCAGCCUCAUUCCCCUUAUCGCAUCGACAUUUUCCGCAAUCCUUCGCAGCGCAUCUGUGGACAACGCUUUCUGGACUUCCUUGAAAGCCUUACCCAAUCUCGAGGAGUUGAUGGGGGUUUUGCUCCUGGAUGAACCUUCCGAGGCAAUCCGUGCAAACAUCGUCAAGCUCAUAGAGGAGAGGGUCAUCUCUCGCGAUCAGCCUGCUUUGGAUACCGUCUCAUUUUGUGACUUUCUUUGGCCGAUGUUGCAUCGGCUGAUCCCACGGGCGGCGAAGUCUCCGAAACAAUGCAAACAAGUCUUUGAGCUCUCUCUGACACUGCUGCGCGAAAUGGAUUUCGAAGACGCCGACGCUGUCGACAUCCCUACUUUGGCAAGCGAUUGCGGGAGACUUCUUCUCGAGCACGACUCAUCCGAACAACUGGGUCAUGUUGGGUCUGACGAUGCUGUGGCCGAGGGCUUACUGAAGCUCUUCCAAAGCUGCCAGAACGAAGGGUCCUAUGUGGAGAUGGAUCACAACCUCCCAGCUAACCUUGGGAAGAAGCUCUUCUGGAAGCAUCUGUUCCCCCCUCCAGGACAGCAUGGCUCGAGUUCAGGUCGAUCUUGUCUCCUGUCGACCAACACGAGAUCGACACUGUGCCAAAUCAUCUUCGACCUGGUCAGAGACCGAGACCGCGAGUUUCACGCUAUGCUUGAGGACCUCGAAAGCCUAGUGCCUUUUGAUGAGUUCGACAUUGACCCGUAUCUUUAUGAACUGCAGCCCCAGUUUGACCGAAUGUCAGCGGUAAGAGCUCCUUGUGGGUAUGCGGGACUUCGCAAUCUGUCCAACACCUGCUACCUGAACUCCCUGUUCACUCAGCUCUUCAUGAACACCGAUUUCCGCCACUUCAUGAUGAACGCCCGCGUUCCAAGCCAGUCAAAUACGCAUACGCUUCUCAGAGAAACCAGGAAACUGUUUGCGUUCAUGCAGGAAAGCUCCCGCAAGUUCAUCGACCCAAGCUUGCUUGCCGGUUCGAUCAAGACGUAUGAAGAGACCAUCAUUGAUGUUCACAACCAGAUGGAUGUGGAUGAAUUCUACAACCUCCUUUUCGAUCGCUGGGAAGGACAGCUCUCGACGGCAGAUGAUAGAAAAGCCCUGAGGUUCUUCUAUGGAGGUCAACUCGUGCAGCAAGUCGCUUCCAAAGAAUGCGAGCACAUCUCCGAGCGACUUGAGCCGUUCUCGGCCAUUCAGUGCGACAUCAAGGGAAAAAGCACGCUUCAGGAUAGUCUCCAGGCCUACGUCGACGGCGAAAUCAUGGAAGGAGACAACAAGUACAAGUGUUCGAGCUGCGACCGACACGUAGACGCCGUCAAAAGAGCCUGCCUGAAGGACAUCCCGGACAACCUGAUCUUCCAUCUCAAGCGGUUCGAUUUCAAUCUGCGAACUCUGAUGCGAAGCAAGAUCAACGACCACUUCUCCUUUCCCACAAAACUCGACAUGCGCCCAUACACCAUUGACCAUAUCGGGUCUCCUUCCGACUCUGGUGAAGAGGACAUCUUCGAGUUGGUUGGUGUUCUUGUUCACGCAGGCACGGCGGAGUCUGGCCACUACUACUCGUACAUACGGGAACGACCAACUGCAGCGUCCUCCGAGGCAUGGUUCGAGUUCAACGACGAUGUCGUCUCGCCGUGGGAUCCAGCGAAGAUGGAAGAGUCGACCUUUGGCGGCACGGAUGGAUCCUUGGAUGCCGGUAUCACUUACGACAAGACAUACAGCGCAUACAUGCUCUUCUACCAACGGUCUUCGGUCCUGCGAGCAGAGCAGGAGAAGCUGCAGAGUCUCUCGCUAAAAACUCCCUUGAAGGUCGAUGUUCCUGCCGAGGUUGCCGACCACAUCAACGGCGAGAAUGCCAUUCUGCUCCGACGGCAUUGUCUCUACGACCAAAGUCACUCGCAGUUCGUGCUCCGCAUGUAUCAGAACGCCAAGAUGCGCAACAACGGCAACUGUUCGAAGAUGCACAUCAUCGAGCAACGUGCGAUGUGCAUGCUUCUCGGCCACCUCGACCAGGUUGUCUCCAGGACCAAAGAUCUCCCCUUCUUCGAGCUCUUCCGAGACGAGAUCGAGCAUGCGAUCCGCGACUGCGCUAAGUGUGCCGUGGACUUCUUCGAUUACUUCCAAGAGAGGCACGAAGCGUUCCGGCAGCUCGUUCAGAGAAACCCUGACAGCGGCGUCAGGUACUCGGUUGGAAGCCUGUUCAUCACAGCCCUGCGGCAGAUCAAGAACUCCAAGCCUGAGGUCUGGGAUUUGUCCCAUGGAGACAUGGCCGAAGACCCUAUCAUGAUACAAGUUGUUCAGCUUUUUGACACACUUUGGAGCAACUUCCAUGCCAACAUACGGUCGUGGCCCGAAGUGUUCCAAACCAUUCUGGCCUUCGCACAGAUGGGUCCGUCGGAGACAGCUGUGCUUAUGUCGGAAGACUGGUUAUUCAGGGUCCUGCGCAUCAUCUUCGCUGACACCAACAUGGACCUCCCCAAUAACUACGCCCGGAUGUUGGCCAACAUCAUCCGCCGGAUCAACAACACGCGCUCGACCUCGUACGAAAUGAUCAUUCAACUCAUCGACCACUUCAUGGACUCUUUGGAGGAUGUCCUUGACGUUCACACCAUCGUGGAGAGCCACGAGAUGCAGUUGGAAAUUUACAUGGAACAUCAAGCGCCGAAAAUGUCCUGGACGCCCGACGAAGUGAAUGUAUUUGCCCACGAAUGGAGCAAAGGAACGGGCAGCACUUUUGUCAAGAAGUUGAUCGACCUCGAUCAGGAGCCAACCUACACGGCGUCAAUCAUCAAGCGGAUCAUGCACCUGAACCACGACAUGGACCACAGGGUGUUCCUGGCUAUUAAGAAUAUGAUUACAGGCCAAGUGGUUCAGUAUUCCAUGGCGCCUUACAUCAAAGCCGCUGUACUAUUCUCGGAGGAAAGCAGGAAUUCAAACUGCGUCCAGGCCCUGUUCCGGCACAUUGCCUUUCAGUGCAGAACUCUGCAGAACGCGGACGGCAAAGCCUUCCUCGAAUUUUUCACGCGCGCCUAUUUCAGCCUACAGAACGGAAGAGAGGAGGUCAGGGCCGCUCGGUAUCCCCUGUACAUGGAGCAAGUUCCCUCGUGGGCACCCUCGCUGUUAGGCUACUACAUCGCAGAGGUGCGGCAGGGAGCGGAGGAAUUCUUGACCGAGUGGUUUGCUAACCAGGAAGCGGUCGAAGACGGUAAUGAAAAGGCGGCCGCCGCCUUGAAUUCGGUGGUCCGGAGACUUGCUAUGAACUGCCUCAUAUAUCUUCGAGAGCACUUUGUGCAGAGACGCACCCAAGUGGCCAAGCAGUCCACGGAACCCUUGCUAUCCAUCAUCACCUUGUGCGAACCCUUCUUCACGGCCGGGGUGGGACUCAAUGGGAUGAGUCUCGUUCCUUACGAAGACUUCCAGGAGCUCUACCGCUCCGUCAUUGACCCGCUGCGACGCAUGACAGUGGAGGAGUUGGAGGAUGAGGGUUCCGACUGGGAGAACUCAUGCGGAUCCUCGGAGCAAUUGGAGAGCCUUGCAGAUAUCAGCAUGCAGGCGGUUGGCAAUUUGCCGGAGUCUGAUCUCCAGUGACGGAGAUCAACACGGUCCUUGAUGAAUUGAAUGACUACGGCAUUAGUUGAAGAUGUUUUUUCUGUUGUGCGACAUGGUCGAUAACAGCCAGACCACGCAAGGAGUCCGGGAGAUGAGACAAGGCUCUUUUGGGACAAGAUUCUGGAAUUGGUAGCACCAAGAAAGCGCCGUACAGAGCGGCGAAGGCUUCUUGCAUUUCAGUGGCGUGUUGGCGUUUAUGGACCCUGGGAUGGGUAAAAGUUUUCAUGGGUACGGGCGAGGACAGUGACAGCCCAGGGGGCAGGAUGUGAAGAUCCAUCUUCCGGCCAGCAUGCUUUCAACUGUCAAAAGACAUGGUGGAUGGGUUGCCACGGACAGGCUGAAGGCACCAAUCGUCGAGGAGUGGCAAGACCUUUUUUUGAGAUCUUGUCAAGGGUAUGUGAUGUGAGACCCAUCUAUCUCAUGGAACGAGCCAGUGGGCGAUGAGUAGUAAUGCUCACGGAGCAAGCAGGUCUAGUUGGUAGGACGAAAGUGCAAGAACUAUUUUUGGCACCUUUUCAGAGGGCAUCAAAAGAGCAGAACCCGAGUGGUGGUGAGCGUGAAUAAUUGAUGUGCAUGCAUGCAUGCCUUUGGCAGCUUGACUAGCUACCAGUGAGCAGCCACAUGCUAGACAAAGGAUUUC